Molecule: messenger RNA, 1554 nt
Organism: Striga hermonthica
Lineage: Eukaryota; Viridiplantae; Streptophyta; Magnoliopsida; Lamiales; Orobanchaceae
Source: the annotation of a GenBank genome assembly
AUGUCUCGCUGCUUCCCUUUUCCGCCACCUGGAUAUGAAAGAAAGCAUAGAUCUGAAGGCUUGGAUCUCUUGACAGAGGCAAAAUGCAAGGAAAAAAAACACAAAAAGGAAAAAAAGGAUAAGGAAAGGAAAAAAGAGAGAGAAAAUGAGAGAGAAGGAAGUUCGGCGAAACACAGGGACAAGAAAGAUAGGAAAAAAAAAUCCAAGGAGAAAAAAGAAAAGCACAAGGAGAAGAAGGAUAGGGGUAAAGACAAGGACAAAAGCAGCAUCUCGGAAGAGUCCACAGUUGCUAGGAAUGAGGGAAUAAUUGCAGAGAAUCUUUAUCCUGUGGAGUACAGCAAAGAAAGCAAAAAUUUUGGGAAUGAAGGUAAAUGCCCUGCCCGAUUGCAGGAUCAAAAUGAUGGGAAGCCUUCGCAAAGCAGCUUACCUUCCCUGGGAAACGAGGAGUCAAAAUUUGUUCAGGAACUGGAUAGGAGGGUAAGAGAUGAGAAGAGUAGAGGGAGCCAGUUACCUGAAAAACUUGCUUUCAUGGCCGAAAAGGAUCGGCCAAUGUUGAACAACGCUUCUGGAGUUCUGAUAGAAAAGAAGGAUGGCAACAAAAAUAAGAGAGAUCCCGGAAACUUUAAAAACGAGGUCAGUGGAAAUAUGAUGGUCCAGAAGCUGAUGCCAAUUGGAAAGAGUAAAGGAGAAGGGAUACCCAGACCAAUGAAUGCAGAAAAUGGCUGGAGGUUGGAAGAUAAAGAGAAAUAUAAAGAAACAGCUGGCAGAAAGCCGGGGGACAAGCCAAACGAUACGGGUAAGGAAAUCCAUGUGAAGGAUAAAAACAAUGAAACGAAAAAGUAUGACGAGGCAAAUAUUAGAAAUGAGAAUAAGAAAGGCUCCAGGCAGGGCAAGUUGGAAGAUGAGGGCAGGGAUUAUCUUGGCGGAUGUGAUGGUCAUAAAAGCACUGGCGUAUUGAAUGGUUACAACAUUAACACUGUAAACGAAGAAAAUAUAAAGAAAAGAAAAGAUAUGGCUACAAAUGGUUUUCUCCAUGAGAGAGAAACUAGGCCUAUUAAAAUGCAAAGGUCUUCUCAUCAGUCGACAGAAAACGGAAGGCAACUCGAACCUCCUCAAACUCUUGCUAAAUCCUCUAAUGAUAACCAAGCUGUUCCUAACAAUGUUGAAGUAGACAAUAACGAGCGGCUGACAAAUGGCACAUUUGAAGCUCAGAAACCAUCUUCAUCCAUACCAAAUCCUCAUGCUGCGACUGUGCAAAUUGUCGAGGUCUCAAAGUUGCCCCAAUGUGAUUCCAAUACGGCAGUGGUAACAGCUGAAGCAUCAAGGUCUCCUCACCCCGAUUCAAAGUAUCUUGCAGAGGUACUAACAGUACCCAAGAAUAUGUCAGACUGGUCUGAGAAUGACGAUGAUCAGCUUUGGUUGUUUAGUGACAGAGUCCCGAGAAAGCCCAAGUUGGAUUCAUUUGAACUUGAUGAUGACGUGCACGUGUGGUCAGAAGCUGUACAUAUUGAGUCAGCAGACAUUUGUGCUCUGCCUUAUGUGGUUCCUUACUGA